AGCAGACACGCCGAGCCUGGCCGGGCCGGCGCCAGCCAGUUGUUGAUCAGUGACGGGAGAGGGAGGUUGUGCCGCUCGCUCGCGCUCCAACACGCGCAUGUGUCGUAUCUCCUCUUGAUUGUUUACACGCGUUAUCGACGUUACCAACUAAGCGGAGGAGAGACGCGAGCCAGUGGAGGAGCAGCCGGGCCCAAGGAUCACAGCAGCCGCCAGCAGCCGCCAGCAGCCACCAGCAGCAUCAGCCAGCACCAGCCAGCACCCGCCUCUGUGACAGUGUCCUGGCCAGGAGCUCAAAACGAGAUCACGCCGACGACGGGACUCCCGCCAGGCUCAGGGUGGUGAGGCGGCGCCAUGUCUUUCCUAGACGGCGUAAUGCUGGUGGUGGGGGUUAUCGGGGCUCUGCUGGCCUCCGUGUACUACGCCCUGGAGUCGCUGGUCAUCUCUCUGGUGCCCAGGAAGUUCCGCAGGAAGGAUGUGAAGGGCCAGGUGGCGCUGGUGACGGGCGGCGGCUCCGGCAUCGGCCGCCUGGUCUGCCUCAAGCUGGCCGCCAGGGGCGCCAGGGUCGUCACCUGGGACGUCAACGCAGCAGGCAACGAGGAGACGGUUGGGCAGGUGGCGGCCAGCGGGGGUGAGUGUUACGCCUACACCGUCGACCUGUGUGACCGCAAAGCCAUCUACGCUGUCGCUGCCAAGGUCAAGAGGGACGUCGGCAAGGUGGACAUCCUGGUCAACAACGCCGGCAUCGUCACCGGCAAGAACUUCCAGGAGGCGCCAGACGAACUCAUCCAGAAGACCUUCGAUGUCAACAUUAUGAGUCACUUCUGGACAACUAAAGCAUUUCUUGGAGACAUGCUGGCCUCAAACAAGGGUCAUAUUGUGACUAUUGCCUCUGUGGCUGGUCUUGCUGGUGUUAAUAAACUGGCCGACUACUGUGCCUCUAAGUUUGCUGCUGUUGGCUUUGAUGAGAGUCUUCGUCUUGAGCUGAUGGUGGAAGGCUACACUGGGGUCAAGACCACUGUUAUUUGUCCGUACUACAUCAGCACGGGAAUGUUUGAAGGAGUUAAGUCGAAAGUGAUACCAAUAUUGCAGCCUGAAUUUGUGGCCUCUGAGAUUGUUGACGGCAUCCUCCUGAACAGAGUCAUCGUUGUUUUGCCAUCCUUCUGCCGGAUCCUGAUCCUCCUCAAAUACGUCCUUCCACUCAAAGGCUGUUACCAACUGUACAAAGCAUGUGGGGGUCACCUCACUAUGGAUGACUUCCGUGGUCGCCCUAAAGAAGAUAUUCAGUUGAAAAUAACUGGUACUCAGAAACAAAUGACUGAUAAUCAUAUCAUUGCUUGAAAUCGGUUGUUAAAGUUUCUCUACACACACACACAUGACUAUAAUGUGCAUUAUAUAUAAUAUAUAUUAUAUAUAUAUAAUAUAUAUAAAUAUAUAAUAUAUAAUAUACCUGUAUAUAAUCACAGUAUUAUGUACAUUUAUUAAAUAUCUGUAAAUUUUAAUCAGAUGUUAAUUAAGCUUAUCAUCUGCACAUUUAUCCUCAUGUUAUAUUGCAAUUUUUAUUUUGCAACAUAAUGAUCCUGUAGUGUAGUAGUCUACACCUUCAACUGUGAGCCAAGGAUCCUGGGUUCAAUCCCGAGCAGGACAGAGAUGGUUAGGAAUGUUUUCUUUCUCCUGAUACCUCUGUUCACUUAGCAGUAAAUAAGUAUCAGAUAAUUAGGCAGCUGUUGUGGGUUACAUCCUGGGAAAGGUCAUCAGUAAUUGGCCUAAGGGAAUCUUGAUAAACCAAACAGGCUUCCUGUUCCCAAUUAUAGGAAACAUAUUUACCUGAAUUUACUUGACUUGUGCAAUAUGUUGACAUUUUAUUUGUGGGUUAAACAAAUAUGCACAACUAGGUACCUGUACAUGGAUUUUAUUAUUAUUUUUACAAAAAUACUGUAGCAAUUAUUUAACAAAUGGGCAGUACUGUAUAAUGGAGACAAAUGUGAUAUUUUGAUACUGUACACUUGAGAAACCUGAUGAGCCUUGCAAGGCUCAACUUUUAAAACAAAAAAUAAUAAUUAAUAAUAAAUAAUAAUACAAAAA
Molecule: messenger RNA, 2082 nt
Organism: Procambarus clarkii (red swamp crayfish)
Lineage: Eukaryota; Metazoa; Arthropoda; Malacostraca; Decapoda; Cambaridae
Product: short-chain dehydrogenase/reductase family 16C member 6
Cellular component (GO): lipid droplet
Molecular function (GO): oxidoreductase activity, acting on the CH-OH group of donors, NAD or NADP as acceptor
Source: RefSeq, a predicted model, not a curated record